Mytilus californianus (California mussel) is the source of this 3730-nucleotide messenger RNA. RefSeq names its product sacsin-like. Gene Ontology annotation, molecular function: Hsp70 protein binding; DNA binding. The transcript has a single exon. Bases 1 to 3246 code for a protein of 1081 amino acids. The record is from RefSeq and is a predicted model, not a curated record. Lineage: Eukaryota; Metazoa; Mollusca; Bivalvia; Mytilida; Mytilidae. Gene Ontology annotation, biological process: DNA recombination; DNA integration.
AUGUUGGUAUUGGAUAAACAAAUAAGUGCGCAUUAUGCAAAUUUAUUGAAGGAAAUUGGAAUAAAAACGCGUUACACUCUAGAUGUAGAACACGUUUUUGGAAAUCUUAUAAAUAUUGCCAAAGAAAGCAAACAAUUCGACAUUAACGAUCAGCUCGUUGAAACUUUGUAUACAGUGACAAUGGAAAUAUAUAUGUAUUUGAAUGGUGUACUUCAAAGUGAUACUUGGGGAAUGAGAAGACUGAACAGUUCUUUAGAGGAAAUGAAACGUUAUUCUGUCAUAUUUUUGCAUGAUACUUUUCUUUGUCCAGAGAAAGUGUUUGAAGAAGUAGCUUAUGAUUGUAAACCAUAUUUCUACAGCGUUCACAAUGCGCCCCAUUUGAAAUAUUUAAAGCAUUUCCUUAAGUGUAUUGGGAUCAGACAACGAGUUGGAGUGAAUUUAAUAUUAGAUACAUUUGUUUCGUUUAAGAGUAAAUACCACAAUUCCCCACUUCCGUAUAGGGACAUAAAAAUCUAUAUUAACCUUUUGUUUCAACUUGAACAAUCUAUGAACAUUGAACACACAAAGCUUAAGUCACUUCCUAGUAUUAUGGUUCCUGAUGAUGCAAAUGUGUUAACCUCAACAAAGUUAUUAUGCGUCCAAGAAAGUGACAUUGAGUCUAGGCGACCAAUGAGAUUUACGCAUGAACUGAUAUCACCUGCAUUAGCAUCAUCCUUAGGAAUACUAUCCAAAAGAAAAAAGAAACUUCAACUAUGUUCAAGGACACGGAGGUUUGGUCAGCGAGAGGAACUCACCACAAGAAUAAAGAGUAUAUUAGACGGGUAUCCAUGCGAUUCUGGUGUUUUAAAAGAACUUGUACAAAAUGCGGACGACGCAAAGGCGUCUGAAAUCCACAUAGUGGCAGAUUUCAAUAAUCAUCCGUCCGAUAAGUUGUUUGAUGAAUCAUGGAAACCUUUACAAGGACCUGCUUUGCUUGUAUACAGCGAUAGUGCUUUCUCUGAGCAAGAUUUGGAUGGAAUACAGGAUUUAGGCAUCUGUAGUAAACGGAUGGACCCAACAAAAACAGGACAAUAUGGUGUUGGCUUUAAUGUUGUCUAUCAUUUAACUGAUGUUCCAUCGUUUCUGACCAAAGGUCCAGAAGUUGAAAGUGGGCGGAUUUUGUGUGUUCUUGAUCCAAACUGUAUUUGUGUUCCUGAUGCAACACCAUCAGCGUCUGGUAUAGAAUAUAUACAACUUGAGGAACUUUGGGAGGAUUACUCGGAUGUGUUUGAAUGCUACCAUUCUGAUCUACUGUUGAAAGAAAAGGAAACAAUAUUUCGUUUACCCCUUAGGACAGCUUCAUUUGCGAAGCAAUCAAAACUGAAGAACACGGUUGUAGAUGAAACGUAUGUUAGAAAUAUCUUAGAUUUGUUCGUAAGCGACCUACCUGACUUACUCUUAUUCGUUACCAAUAUAGAAAAAGUUACCUUUUCGGAAAUAGUGGAUAAUUCAUUGCAGGAGAUUUACUCAGUUAAUAUAAACAAAUCCAAUUUAGAAGGACGUCAACAAUUUCUUAAAAACGUCUGCCAGGCAGCUGACAUUGUAUCAAAGACUGGCUUAUACAGCCAAAUAAAUCCAUCAGAUGUUAUGUAUGAAGCUUCUGUUUAUGAUAGCAAUGGAAUAGAGAAAUCUUGGUUAAUUGUGAAUGGUUUGGGAUUUACAGUAGAAAAAGGCAAAAAUGAUGUUACAAUCGCUCUUCAAAAUAUGCAACUCAAUCUGAUGCCUCGAGGUGGAAUUGCGAUUGAUAUUACAAAAACUGAACAAGCAGAGGAAAAAUUUGAAGGAAAGCCAUAUUGUUUUUUACCUUUAGAGAAUUCCACUUGUCUUCCGAUUCAUUUUAACGGACACUUUGUGUUAGAUCAUGAAACCAGGCGAAAUUUGUGGGAUGAGGAUCGUCAAAGCUAUCGAUCAAACUGGAACAAGCUUAUAUUAGAUCUGAUCGUUGCUCCAUGCUAUGUUUCAGCUUUGGUAUUUCUACAAAAAAGAAUAAAAACAGCUAAACCAACUGAAACAAGUCGACUGUUAGAUAACGAAACUACAUUCAGUCUUACGUUUUUUCACAGCAUUUUCCCCAACAUAAAGAAAGCUAAAAAUAAUUAUGUGCAGUAUCUAAUUUGUUGCGUUUAUAAAUACAUACACAAAUCCAAUGUUGAACUAUUUGCUAUUAGCGUUGAUAAUACCAUUAAGUUUGUGUCAUUAAGAAACAACCGUAAAGAAUUUGAAGCCGUUUGGAAGAGUUUACAAUUUGAUGAGGCGAGUUUUCCCUUCUCAACUCGGAUACAAAGCAUAACCGGGGCCUUUUUCAAAUGUAGAAAGACAUUUACGAUCGCUGAUAUAUGUAAAAGUCUAGGAGUACAACUCGUUGACACACCAAUGUUUGUCUUGGAAAGCAUGCGUUUUUCAGGGUUGAAAAUCCAGAAAAUUUCACCAACAUUUUUGAUCAUGUUUAUGAAAUCAGUUGAUAUUAUGAAAGGUGAAACAGAAAUAGAAUUGCAUAAGUCACAAUUUCUCACAUUAGAUCGUUUACUGACAUGCAUAGAAUACUGCAAGAAAGACGAGAAUUUUAAAGACAAAAUAUUAGGGCUUCCAAUAUGCCUAAGACAGGACAAAAUGAUUCAAAAAUUUGGUUUAUCUACUUAUUUAGCAGACUUAAGAAUUUGCUGUUUAGUCCUUUUGAGUUAUGCGGGAUUUUUAAGAUACAGUGAACUUUCUCAUUUGAAAGCACCGAAUUUACGAUUUUACGAUUCGCAUGUCGAAAUCACCAUAGUAUCUAGCAAAACCGACGUUUACAGACAAGGCAAUUUAGUUGUGAUAGCAAAAACUAACUCUGAUUUAUGUCCAGUUGCAAUGUUAAAAAGAUAUUUGAAAGCAGCAAAUAUUUCCCUUUCUUCAGAUGAGUUUAUCUUUAGAGCUAUUUCUUUUUUAAAGUCCAGGAAUAUUCAUAUUUUGUGUAAAGCUAACAAACCAUUGUCAUACACACGAGCUCGACAGCUGUUAUUAAGCACAUUGUCAGAAGUAGGUUGUAAAAAAGAACAAUUUGGUCUUCACAGUUUAAGAAGCGGCGGGGUUUCAGAAGCUGCACAUAAUCGCAUCCCUGAAAGACUAUUAAAAUCACAUGGUCGUUGGAAGACGGAUUUGGCUAAAGACGGUUACAUAAAAGAAAACCUUAAAAAUAGAUUGCCAGUUCCCAAAGGUUUGAAUUUAUAGUUAUUAAUGAAAUGUCAAUAGCCACACUACACAUUUAUACUUUUACCUUUGUUUUGUCGAACUGCUUUGGUGCAUCUCUCAAUUCACAUCAGUCUUUAGUUGUCUUUGAAGUAAUCAGAAAAGUUUUAUGUUCGGAUGAGCAAGCGAAGGAGAACAUAAGAAACAAUAUUAGCAACUAUUAAUUAAAUUUGAUUAUAAUAUGGAAAUAGAUAUAACAUGAUAUCUGAUUUUAGAGAAGUAUUUUGCUGGUUUUUUAUUGGUUUAUGUAAAUAAGUUUGAGUUAUUUGUUUUGAAAAGCGAUGUGUUUAAUUGAUAGAUAUAAAAUCAUAUCUAAUUUCAGAGAUUUAUGAGUGGUUAAGUCAUAUCUAAUUUUAGAGAAUUAUUUUGGUGUUUUGUUACUGGUUUUUUACUGGUUUAUGGAAAUAAGUUUGAGUUAUUUGUUUUGAAAAGUGAUGUGUUUAAUUGAUAGAUAUAAAAUUAUAUC